Molecule: messenger RNA, 4139 nt
Organism: Pantherophis guttatus
Lineage: Eukaryota; Metazoa; Chordata; Lepidosauria; Squamata; Colubridae
Gene: WDR25
Product: WD repeat domain 25
Molecular function (GO): protein binding
Source: RefSeq, a predicted model, not a curated record
GUUGGUAGCUAUCAAGCUCCAGAGCGAUCUGGAGCUUGAUUGUCCUAAGAGAGGAAGUAAACGUACCGAAGCACGUUUUGUAAAAGCGUCUAUUUCCUAAACAGCCUGGCCGGAGAGAGGACAGAGUCUCAGGCUGAUUAGCAGUGGUUUGAUUCUGUGUCCCCCCCAUCUCCACCUGCUAAAUUGCCUAGUGUGAAAAGAUGCAGGAGCUGGCUUCUCCUUGCCUUCUAUUUUCAGCCAUGCCAAAAACUACUCAUUGUUGAUGAGAAUCCAAAGACGUACCGGUACAUUUCAGGGUCCCCCCCACCCCCACCCCCCAGUUCACAUAAUGAGUUUUUCCCUUGUUGCUUAUGAUGAUUCGGAUUCUGAAGCAGAGACUGGGAGAUCCGGAGAUGUUAUUAGCAGUGAAAUCAAUCUAACAGAUUCUGCUGCGGCUGUUGUUCAGCCCAGUGAUGACUUAAAUAUUAUUUCUGAGACAAAAGUCGAAUCUGUGGAAUACAUGGGCAGCUCCAAAAAGAAGAUGUCUUAUGAAGAUACCUUUCAACAGCAUCUACAAUCUAAUGAAAAGACUAUAAUAACAGCAGUACAACAGCAGGUCAACAGAAAUUGUACUUUGACAAAAACAAGGACUAAGUAUACCCAGCCAUUAAAUCCUUUAUUGGAACCUAAAAUACCUUCUGGAAAUGCAUAUGCUCAGAAGAGGAUGCAUAAUGAUGGAGAUGUAACUAUUCAAAAACUGAGACCAUAUGUUUCAAAAAAACUGCAAAAGGAAAAAAAGGAAUACCAAAAAGAGAGUGUAUCUUCUCCAGUUAAAUUAAGUACAGCUGAAGAUAAAAUGACAGUUAAAGUUUCCCACUAUAUUAUGCCAUACAUAGGAUCAAAAUAUGCAGUUACUGAAAUUCCAAAGAACUUGGUGUUUCAGAUGGCUGAGCAUAGUGGACCAGUCAAUGCAGUUCGCUGGUGUCCUCUGCAGAGGUGGAGCCAUAUGUUGCUUUCUGCCUCUAUGGAUAAGACUGUCAAGGUUUGGGAUGCUGUGGAUGAAGGACGCUGCUUGAAAUCAUACUUUAUCCAUACCGGUGCUGUCCGAGCUAUUCAGUGGUCUCCCUGUGGAAGAAAUGCACUGAGUGGAGGCUUUGAUUUUAUGCUUCAUUUAACAGAUAUUGAAACAGGAACACAGCUUUUUAGCAGCAAGAAUGAAUUUCGAAUCAGCACCCUGACAUUUCAUCCUCUUGAUCCAAAUGUUUUUCUUUGUGGAGGAUUCAGUCCAGAAGUUAAAGCCUGGGAUAUAAGGUCUUCUAAGGUUAUAAAAGUCUACAAAGCCACAGUUCAACAAACCUUGGACAUUAUGUUUCUCCGUGAAGGAAAAGAAUUUUUUACCAGCACUGAUGCAGUGAGCCAAGAUUCAGCUGAUCGCACCAUCAUUGCCUGGGACUUCCAAACUGCUGCAAAGAUCUCCAAUCAAAUUUUUCAUGAACGUUUUACCUGCCCCAGUCUUUCAGUUCAUCCUAAAGAGCCUGCCUUUGUUGCUCAGACAAAUGGCAACUACAUGGCUUUAUUUUCCAGCCUGCCACCUUAUCGAAUCAACAAAAAGAAGAGGUUUGAAGGGCACAAGGUUGAAGGAUUUGCUGUAGGCUGUGAAUUUUCACCCGAUGGAACACUUCUUGUGACAGGGAGUUCAGAUGGAAAAGUAUUUUUCUACAAUUAUCGUACAGCUCAAAUUCUCCAUACCAUGACAGCACAUAGUCAAGCCUGUGUGAAUGCAGCCUACCAUCCAGUCCUUCCAUCGCUCCUUGCCACCUGUGCCUGGGAUGGGAUAAUCAAGAUCUGGCAAUAAUAGGAAAGUUAGAUAGCCAACUUCGUAAAUAUACUUUUUUUCCUUGUAGUUUCAUUUCUUAGAACUUUUAUGUUCUGUAUAGUGGUAUACCAAACGAGUGCUUCUCAACGCCAGCGACUUUAUGAUGUGUGGACCUCAAAUCCCAAAAUCCCCCAGGCAGCAUGCUUGCUGGGGACUUUUGUGAGUUGGUUAACAUAUUUAGAGUAGCUAAGAUUGAGGAAUACAGUAUUAAACCAAUUUUACUGUAAUGUGACUACGUGAGGCAGGAAAUAUAAAAUUCUCCAGUCACGCUACAUAAAUAAUUAAUUUGCCUGGUGCCGUUUUUGACUCAUACUUUGCCCUUAGCUGUUACCCUUCUCCAAAGAGUUUUUUUUGAUACUGUUGGAGCUGCAGUAUUCUUUUAAACAGCUGUUAAAUAUAUAGCUACUACUAGCUUUCUCCAAGUUUUUGUUGCAGGGAAUUAGGACAAUAUGAGCUAGAUUGAAAAAGGAAUUAAAGAUUAACUGAAGCCCUAAAUCUAUAUGUUCUGCCUGUUUUAAUUGGAUGUGCAAUGCACAAAUUUAAUGGAUAGAAGUAAUUAAAAGAAAUUCAAUAUCAUUCCAAAUUCUUCCGGCUGCCUAGAUUUUUUUAAUCACUCUUGUGUUACUAAAUCACCACUCUUAGAUUAAAACUUAACUAUUCUUUAGCUUCCGUCACUGCUUUACCCUUGUACUAUUACUUAAUCCUGCAGGCUUUUCAUCCAAUUUUAAUGGAGUCACACUAUGCUAGAACUGGUGUAGCUAUGAAGGCUUUUCUGAGUAAUGUGGUUAGGGGGUCCUUGGUGAUCUCUCAGCUUGCUUGUUUUCUUACAGAUGUACUAGCACUGAUUAUGUUGCCUAAUUAGGGUAAUGAAACACCUGCAAGAAAACAAGCAAGCUGAGAGAGCACCAAGGACCCCUCAUUUCAACCCCAAGGUACAAAUAUUUUCCUUUAUUGGUAAUGUGGUUAGGAUCUGAUUCUGAUAUCUUUAUGGUCACAUGAAGCUCAAAGAGAUUUGGAUGCUUGAGAAUCUCCAUAAAGAUUUAUGACAAUAUAUAUGUAGGUUGAUACUUGCAAUAAAAAAAAAUCUCAACGAUUUGCUUAUAUAUAAUUUUAAAUAGUUUUCUUAUAAACUAUUUUAUAACAUAUAACUAUUUACAACCCUAGAAGCAAUAGCAUUUCUAGCUCCAUAGCUAUUUCUAGUUUGCUAAGCUCAAGGAUAUAGUAUGCUUCUUUUCCCAAGAUCACACUUUUCUUCCUGAUUGGGAGCUGAUAUAUUUAAUUAUAAUAACGGAACAGUUUUUGUUGGUGCCUUGCAUUAAUGUAAAACUUACUCUGAAGGAACACAUUAGUUUUCUACAGGAUGUAAGAAGAGGAGAGUAAAGAGUUUUGUUGCUCCAUGGAAAAAUAUUGCAGGUAGCCCACCAGGGCCACACCUAAUAAUUAUCUUUCACAUACGGUAGCCAGGAACAGAAUCACUUAGAAAAUGUAUCUGGUUUUUCUUUGUAAAAUACAGAGUGUAAUUUUAUAUUUUGCUAAAAUGUGCAAAAUAAUAUACAUGUUACAUAUAUAAUAUAAUGUUACAUAAAAAUUAAAAUUUCAAAGUACCCAAAAUGUAACUUAAAAGUUUCCUGUUGUAAAUAUAUUUUUCUAAAAUACUAACUUGUAAAGUACUCAUUAUCAAACCUCUUUGUAUAUUUUUAUUGACUGAAUGUAUCUAUUGAUCAGCUUUCCUGUGCACAGCAAGACAAGCAUUCACUAAGAUUAACAGUCUUUUAUUUUUUAAGUUGUUUUAACUUAACAUGCAUUUAAUAAGUUUCCUGAAACAUACAUUUUAACAGAAUUUUUAUAAUUCUUGGUCAAUGAUUGCCUUGUUUGAAGUUACAGUCACACUGAAAAAGUUACUUUAUGACUGGUUCCCAAACUGUGACCAUCACAAUAUCUCAAUGGUCACUUGAUUCCCAUUUGUGCACUUUACAGCUGAUUUCCAACAAGCAAAGUUAAUGAAGAAGCCACCUGUGAAAUUGCAAGUUGCAGUAAUGAGAUGAUUCACUUAAUGACCAUGUCAUUUAAUGACGAAGUUGCCAGUCCCAAUUGUGGUUGUUAAAUGAGGACUAACUGUUCUUCCCUAGGAAUAUGACGUGGAGUUCUGUAUUUCUUUUAUUUUAUUGUUUUAAGGUAAUCACUUAGUGUAACACUUAUCUCUGAAGAAUUGUCAGAGCUACUUAUAAUUUAAUAUAAAAGCAUAAUAAUAAAAUGCCAUUAAAAGAAUCUUCUUCCAAAAGCA